UAUAUGGAUUUUCAAUAGACAAGUUACUAAAGCGUCGAUUUAGCUUCAUCCCUAGCUACUAGCUAGCACUUUCACUUCCGUUAAUUUAACAGUAGACCAUUAACUUGAAAAUUUCAAAACACCGCAUCAAAAUUUUCUUCUGAAGGCACUACCGAAGAAUGGCUGUUUUUGCAUCUUCAUCAUCUUUACAAACCCAUUUGCAUUCCUCGCUCUUGGCACCUUCUUUUGAAGGUGCACAUGAUCACAACUCGUGGUGGGUGCGAGCGAGAUCACAGAAACGCAUUGGUCAAAGAUUACACACACAGGACAUAGCUAGAGGGCUGAGAAUAAAAGUCCAGAGUGCAGCAACAAAACCAGCAAAAUCUCCAGCUGAAGAAGAUUGGAAGGUUAAGCGAGAAUUUCUGCUUCAGAAAAGGGUAAGAAGUGUGGAAGUAAAGGAAGCUCUGCGCCUUCAGAAAGAAAACAGUUUUGUAUUACUUGAUGUAAGACCAGAAGCAGAGUUCAAGGAGGCACAUCCUCCAGGUGCAAUCAAUGUGCAAAUAUAUAGGCUCAUAAAAGAGUGGACAGCAUGGGACAUUGCAAGACGUGCUGCAUUUUUGUUUUUUGGUAUUUUUUCUGGGACAGAAGAGAACCCUGAGUUCAUCAAGAAUGUUGAAGCAAAAAUAGAUAAAGAUGCAAAGAUAAUAGUAGCUUGCACAUCAGGGGGUACAUUGAGACCAUCACAAAAUUUGCCCGAAGGUCAACAAUCAAGGUCACUUAUAGCAGCGUACCUGUUGGUCCUUAACGGUUAUACCAAUGUCUUUCAUCUAGAAGGUGGAUUGUACAAAUGGUUCAAAGAGGAACUGCCAACUGUUUCAGAGGAGUGAAGCUAGUGCCAAAAGUGUUCUUGUAGUCAUGUGGUGAUGCCUAAUUUUAAUUGUAAUUAGUGACAAUGCUGACAAAUUUCAAGAAAUGAACUGAUGAACUAAACUGUGACUGUUGAACAGGUGAGGAAAACUAUUGUUCAAAAAUUGACAAUUUAAUUAAAAAAAAACUGAUAAAUUAUUCGGUCCGGGUUGCUUUCA
This is a messenger RNA of Glycine soja, 1064 nucleotides long. Its product is annotated as rhodanese-like domain-containing protein 14, chloroplastic. The record is from RefSeq and is a predicted model, not a curated record. Gene Ontology annotation, cellular component: chloroplast. NCBI's taxonomy places the organism in Eukaryota, Viridiplantae, Streptophyta, Magnoliopsida, Fabales, Fabaceae. The transcript is spliced from 6 exons. Bases 159 to 866 code for a protein of 235 amino acids.